Messenger RNA from Polyodon spathula (Mississippi paddlefish), 7801 nucleotides. RefSeq names its product GAS2-like protein 2B. The transcript has 6 exons. Gene Ontology annotation, biological process: microtubule bundle formation; protein localization to microtubule plus-end; regulation of microtubule polymerization or depolymerization. The record is from RefSeq and is a predicted model, not a curated record. Gene Ontology annotation, molecular function: microtubule binding; actin filament binding; cytoskeletal adaptor activity. Gene Ontology annotation, cellular component: stress fiber; actin filament; cytoplasm. Bases 952 to 4164 code for a protein of 1070 amino acids. NCBI's taxonomy places the organism in Eukaryota, Metazoa, Chordata, Actinopteri, Acipenseriformes, Polyodontidae.
GGAGUUUCCAUAGAAAUUGAAAGAAACACAGCUAAACCUUGGCUAAAUGGAGCUAGCCAUCGUUUGUUACUUGUACAGCGCAGGCAGUUAAAUAAUAUAAGGCCUUGAAAACAACGACAUGUUAUUAGAUUUAAACCAGGAAUUAGCGGAUAAGGGGGCGCAGACUGCAGAGGAUGUGUUGUUUUGGGAAACAGACGAGAAGGCAGAUUUGGGUCAGGCAUGCCCAGGCGAGAAUGAAAUGGUUGGGAAACUGAUGCGGAAUGACAGGGUUCAUGGUGAAUGAUGGUGGUGAUUAGGAAAGUGGGUGGGGAAAGGGUGUGUUGACAUUAAUCAGGAGUUACACGUUUUAUGUUUGGGUUUACGCCGCUUGAGGAUUCUGGUUUCUCUUAACAGAACAAGGGAGAAAUGCGGCGAGCACAAAGAAAACAGCACUGCGCUGCAAAAGAGAAGCACACUGUCUAUAAAAGUAGCAAAUAUUCCUUUUAAGGAGCGAUGUAUGAGUUUAUAAAACGAAGUGAAUAUUUUAUUUUAAGUACUGUCAUUUAAUGUUUUAUAUAGUUUGUAUAGCUAUAUAAAUUGGCGACAACGAAAUGGCAAACGCUCAAGUGACUUUGGAAGAUUAUUUGGAAUUAUUUAGGUAGAAGUGGACAGUGGUUUUAUCUCUUUAAAAAAUCUAUUUUAUUUUCAGUUUUUUGUAUUCUAUUUUCAAAUACCUAUGUCUCUAGAGACUCACCUAGAAGGGAAAAAGAACCGUCACAGUGUAACCUAUUCUCACCUGACCAGCUGAAUGUUUUAUAUUAAAAGCAAUGCAGAGGUCGAGCAAAGCGAGGAGGACUGAGGACUGUGCAGCAUGGGGGCUUGGUUCGGGCAACACCGCACACAAUUGCAAACAAGACCUUGUUUGUUUGUAAAGCAGUUUUAUUAAUUUGAGUUUUAAAAGAUCAUAUUAAAAUGGCCGACCAAAGCAACAUCCAGUCGGCGGCUUCCAGAAGUAUCCGACCCUUCAAAUCCAGCGAGGAGUACCUGUACGCGAUGAAGGAGGAUUUGGCGGAGUGGCUCAACACGCUGUAUGACUUGGAUGCCCAUGCUGAUGGCUUCAUGGAGGCUCUGGAUACGGGAUGUGUCCUCUGUAGGCACGCCAACAAUGUCAACCGCGCCGCACAGGACUUCCAACUGGAGUACCCGGGGGUUGUCAACUCCAUGCGUGUCCCACAAAAAGACGUGGUUUUUCAGUCCCGAAACGUCGUGCCUGGCUCCUUCCUGGCUCGGGACAACGUGUCCAACUUCAUCACCUGGUGUCGACAGGAGCUGGGAAUUCCUGACGUUCUCAUGUUCGAGACCAACGACCUGGUUUUAAAAAGAAACGAGAAGAAUUUCGUGCUGUGCCUCUUGGAGGUGGCCCGUAGAGGGGCAAAGUUUGGGAUGCUGGCCCCUAUGCUAAUUCAACUAGAGGAGGAGAUUGAGGAGGAGAUUAGGGACCAGGAGAACCAUCAUCUGGGCCCGGGGAAGAUCCCUCUCCAGCUAGGCUACGUGGGGAGCAACUCAGCAGAAGAUCCCUCCUCUGACGCCCCGGUGUACCCCAACUUCCCUCAGAAGAGGGUCUUAUGUGACAUGAGAAAUCUGGAUGAACUGGUGCGCGAGAUCCUGGGGCGCUGCUCCUGUCCUUCGCAGUUUCCAAUGAGCAAGGUUUCCGAAGGGAAGUACAAAGUGGGCGACUCUAGUGCGUUGAUCUUCAUCAGAGUGCUGCGGGCUCAUGUGAUGGUGCGAGUGGGUGGAGGCUGGGACACACUGGAACACUAUCUUGACAAGCAUGACCCCUGCCGUUGUGCAGCCUUCUGUCAUCGCUACCAGCAGUCCAAAGCAGGCGGACUGACCCCCCAGAAAGCCAGCAGUGCUCACUCCUCCCGGGCUACUAGCCCCACCCCACACUGCAGGUCGGAGGUCACGGCCCCGUUCAAGACGCCCGACAGACGGACCCUGGACCCUUCCAGCCUGGGUCGCCAUCCUCGCCCUUUUAUGCAGGCAGAGCCAGGGUCAGGGGAACGCUGCGUCCGCACAGGCAGGACCCCCGCACUACUCGGACACACCAGGGACGGCUCCGAGCCCCGGCACUUCACCCCAUUCAGAUCAAAAGAAUCACUGCCACCAUUGACUCGGAAACUCUCUGGAGAAAGUGACUCCUCAACUGCUUCUUCAAAGGGGAGCCGGGACAGACCCUCUCUCCUGGGGAAACCUGGGGAAGAGAUGAUCCUGCUGGUGAACAGGAGAGAGGGCAAACACGUGAUUGAGAGGCCCGGAGCUAUGCCAGCUCCCUCUGCCCGACUCCCACAGAGCAGAGCGCGGAGCCAGUCACAAGACCGCAGCGCACUGUUGAAACCCCACCUACCACUAGACACCCCCAGACCGGAAGGGAACACAAGGCCAGAUCGACUGCGGUCAUUGGGUCCUGAAAGCCUCAGAAAGACGCUGCCUCCUUCUAUUCAGAGCAGGCCUAAACCAGGAGCUCUUAACAAGGAUAGGCCCGUUGUGACAGCUGUGGACAAAUCAAAAAGCAGAGAAACCCAUCAAACUCAAGCUGAUGGCUUCUGGGAGGACGGGAGAAAAAGUGGGGGCACAGCCUCAAAAUCCAGGGCACAUUCAACACUAAAAUCAGCAGCAGCUACCCUUCCCAGGAAACAGGUUUCUUCCUCUUUAGGUAAAGUCUCCUACAACAGCCAAAACAAGAAGGCCGCAACUCUUAGGCCUGUGGUGUCUAAGUCCCCAGCAGGAAAAAGCAACCUACUGGUCCCAGAGCUGCAGAUAAGCCUCCCCUCUUCGAGGGUGUCGUAUGGCACCCUAAGUCAAGGAGCUUCUAGCGAGUGGCUUGAUGCCAGUUUUGAGCCUGAAGAUGAGAAUCUGGGUAGAACUUUCCCGGUGCUGCCUAGCUUGGACCCGAACCAGGAGAAGGAAAUGUACCAGAGUUUUGAGGCAGAGUUUUUGGCCAACACUCAAAUGGACGCAAACUGGGAGGAUGACUUUGGUGGCCUCCAAAUACAGCCUCAAAAACAGCAGCAGCAGCAACAGCUUCGCUUGGCUGAUCUCAGUGUCACAGAUUCUGCCUAUUCCUCCUCUAACUCCUCCACCUCUUCUCUGAAUGUGGGGAACAAGAUGGGGGUUCUACCUGAUCUCAGGGGUCCGAAGAAGCCUUCUGCCAAACAGGGACCCUGCCCCUCAGAUUACGGGCCAGUAUUAUCAGAACUCCAAGUCAGCGGUCGACACUUAAACUACAAAGACAGGGACCUGUGGGGGAAUCCUUCAGAACCUCCUAUCAACCCAAGAAAGCCUGUUCUAUCCAGCUCAUUGGAGGAUAACCACUUUCUGUCAACCUUAAAUGAUUUGAGGGACAAGGGGAUUUUAAAUUCAAAAGAGCUGAAUUCAAGGGAUUUAAAUCCUAGACAUCUAAAUGCAAGGCAUCAUUUAAAUUCAGCAGGCCUAAAAUCAGAUCAUGCAAAGCUGGACGACCUAAAUGCAAGGGACCUUUUGGAUUCUGGGACCCACAAUGCACGAGGAAUUCCAAAUUUUAGAAAUUCAAGACUGCGCCUGGAUUCGGACGAAAUGAAUGGAGAUGACCUCGUGGACAUUUCAGAGAACCUUGAAUGUGCUUCUGAUCUUGAGGAUGAGGACGAUACCACCCUCCUGCCCACUGAGGUUCGCCGGCUCUCCCUCUCGGAGGACCUGGCCUUCCUCGACUCCUCCAGUGAAGACUCCUCUUCUCAGUACGUAAGCUUGAGCGAGCCCCGCUCGGAGAGUGCACCUCCUCCCCUGUUUCAGACCGUUGAGUCGGAGGUUGUGCUGCACUCCAAGUCCUUGAAGAAGCCUGAGAGAGUGCCCUCCAUCUACAAACUCAAACUCCGGCCCAUAGUUCGACGUCGCACUGACAAUCGCCUGGAAAAGACCCCCUCCCGGAUCCCAACUCCCGUCAGCUACAAGAAGAAUGCUUCAGAGGUGGCCAACUGCCCCCAGAACUCCAAGAGCAAUGGGCAUCCCAAGUGGGGAAUGGACCACAAGUCCAGGAAGGCUCUGUAUCAAGCCUUCACAGAACUCCUAGAUCCCAGAGCCGAGUUUCCCACUGAGGAACAGAAAGGCUGCUCCUCCGAGUCAUUCAGUUUUGAUGAAGAGGCUUAGAUGUGAUGAGCAGGGGAUGUCGAUUGAGACCAGGAUAGAUGGGGUGAAUGUUUGGGAGAGUGUGAUGAGGGUUAGCAUCCUGCCUUCCCCUUUUUGAAUGUAUUUUACACUGGGUCAAAGCAGGUGGUGCUUCAGAGGUAGUCCUGCAAUAGAAAAUAGUAUUUAAAAACAGGAAAAGUUGACUGCUACAUUGUUGGGUCUGAAAAUGACCUGGAUUAGGGGAGAACAUUAUCAGUAUUUGAGCUCUGGAAUUGGGGCCUCCUAUAAUUCUAAAGUGGACACAUCUUCUAAAUGAACACAUGGAGAAAAGCAGGAUGGAAAAAAGCCCAGGCUUUUAAAACCCUUUUACAGAAAAUGGUCUCGACUGACUGCCAGACCUUUUCAAAAUGUGAUCGUCACCAUUCCUAUAAGCCUCAAUAUAGCUCCCUGUGCACUUAAUUUAUUUCCACCAAAAUACUGUAGCCAGCUGUACAUAUUCCUUUAGUGUGGUAGAAUCAUAUUAGGUAUGUGUGUGGGGGGAGUCUAUGUCUGGGCUUUAAAAUAAUGUCUUAACAAACCCUUUUAACUAUCAUUGUGCACUUUGCAAGGACCGGAUGACAGUAUUGCCCUCUAUUUAGCGCUUUAGAAACUGGGUGUAUGUUGGUGGUAUAUCUAAUGUAUAUCUAGAAGAACCCACUUGAAUGGUACCUGGCUUAGUCAGUUACCCAAGGGACUGAUGAGCACAUGUUCUUAACUAAGGGUAACCCAGAGACCUCUCCCAACACCCAAGCAUGAUGUUAAGAGGGUCAAUGCUGAUGAGUUUCGGGUACAGCUUGGAACGAUUUGUGUACCAGCACUACGAACGCUUUAUCAGCUAUUCACUCCGCCUUCAUUCAAAGGCUGUCUGCUGUAACCCAGUCUCUGAUGCAUAGCUCAUAGGCAAUUCAGAGGUUCUGUACUAUACCAUCUCUGAUAUAGUAAGGCUAUUUAUAUAGAACACUCCACCCUCAAUCUAUGCUGUGCUCCUUGUAAAAGGCUGAUAAGCACUAUUAACAUAUUCUAAAGACUAUAGCAAACUGAGUCAACCUUCAGUCUAUCACUCGCCUAAUCUCCAGUGUAUCCAUUUGCAUUAACGUCACUUAAACAGCAUUCCUCUAGCACCUUGUAUCUAAUCACUGGCAGCUUACUGUGGCUUCAGUGUUCUGACAUUUUUCAAACAGAACACUAAGCUAGUGUUAAAAAAAAUACAAUAUUCCAUUACCCCUCCUCCACCCCCCCCCCCCCCCCCAAAAAAAAGCUGCAGCACUUCAUUCUGGGAUGUAAUCUGUUGACAUUAGUCGAUUUUUAGUUAUUUUUUUAAUCAAUUCAAAUGAAAUAUAAUUAAUUAAACACGAAAUUCAAAAGGUCUGCACUUUCAUUCAACACCUUAAAUCAGUUCAGAACAGAUUUUCUGAAACAGUGUUAUUGUCCUUGUACGAUUAUUAUAGAAAACCUUUAUUUUUUAUUGCAUGUUUUUUGGAAGAAUUACUACAAGUAAAGUUCCAUAUUAUGUGUUUAAAAGCAUAUAUAUAUAUAUAUAUACCUACCUACCUUCAGUUUAAAAAGCCCAGAAUAACAAUCACUUAUACAAUUUACAUGCACUAGAUGAAGUCUGCUGUUUGCUGACCACCUGCUGAUUGCUUCUUCUAGAAUAGUCCUUUGUUGAUAUAAAGUAUACCCCCUUGUGGCCAAAUGUAAAAACUAAUGAACAUGUAAGAAGGAAUAUUGCAUCUUUUUAAUGUUUGUUGUACCAGUGAUUACAUAGGACCUUACUUAUCAAGAGAUCCCUGUGUAUAGACCUUAACUGUUAGCUGCUGCUCUUUAUUAUAUUGUACUGUGUAUAUAGAAUAUUAAUAAGAUGUAUAUAUUUAUAUGGUAAGCUAUAUCUCAGCUAUGCAGUACUGCUAUUAACAAUGUUGCCUUGAAUCCCUCUUUGCCUUUCACUGGUGCUCCAGUCUGUCUGUAACCAGGGGUCAGAUGCCACACAGCCAGGGACACUUACCUGAGGCUGCAGAGAGCAGGCAGCAAGCAUGUCACAUGGAACAGCAGGAUAGGAAAGUGAACCAGGGUGAUUGAUGACCCUCUGUGUGAAAAGAUCAGUCUCAAUCUAGAGAUGCAUUCCUUUUUCUCAGCUGUAUCUCUCUGUGUCUCAAGAUUUAACUGGAUUCAGUAUGUACAUUUAUGGUAACUAGGUUCAGCUACCUUUUAAUGUAACACAAUACAAAAAACUGUCUGUCAGCUGUGAUCAAAAGCUGUAACACCUUGAAACAACAUCUACUGUGUUUGAAGUGUGGCGCUUUCUGCUGAACCCUGGUAAGGCUGGAGAACACCUUGUAAAACUCACGCUUUGUUUGCACUUAGAGAGAAAGAAAAAAUCACUACCCCCGGAAAGCAUGUGUCUUAGUUUUCUGAACCAUUUGCUUACUGCUAGUCAAGAGUCAAGACCACGUUUGGUAAACUGCGAAAGCCAUGCGUUUUAUGACUUGCUCCUACAGACACUAAAAGCUGUGUGUGACACAGCUUGUUAAAUUCAGGUUAACUGUGACCCAGGACUGCACUGGGGUUUGAGGAACAUGGUCUGAAAACUCAUACUCUGGGGUUUCUGUUUGUAAUGCACUCAGGGAGUAAAUCCCAUUCUAAUGAUCUCCUAUAAAGAAGCGUUAACGUCUGUGUCCUGGUCUGUAUUGCAUUGCUUACCCUACUGUUCUGUUGAAUCCCAGGUCUUAUCAAUCAGUGAUCCAAGUUCAUGUGAUUGCUGGAGUCUUGUAAUGUUGGCAGGAUUAGGUAGAAUGUAUAGUCAUGGCAACCUUGGGGUCCAAUCACAGUCUGCUUUGGUCAGUAGGUUUGUGUUGACGCUAAAAUAGCAUAGCAGGAAAGUGCCGCUCUAAUUCCUUUUGAAGUCCUAACCCUCUUUAUUGUGAGCUGUCCCAUAAAUACAGCACGUGGCUACUAUUGGAACUGUCUUUUGUAAGGAACACUAGGCUGUUUGAUCGUCCUCUGUGAACUCAGUUUUAUUUGAUUUUAUCUUUUGGUUGUCGGUUAUAUAUGGUUAAGAUGAAUGCAACAACGAACUAUGAUGAACCCCAGUUUUACACCAAAAUAGCAUUUUUAAUAAUAUAUGAGAAAAUUGAAGUCUCUGUUCUCAUAAACACUUCUGAAUCAUUUUAAAUUGAAGUCAGCAUGGCAUUUAAAGGAACGUGUUUCACUGAAACAUGUACAGCUGGUUUGACAGAUCCUAAUUCAGUUCUAAUCUUGGACUGCCUUACCUAAAGUAAGAUUAGUUAUUCCAAGAUGAGUGCUUAUCGGGGUGUGUGGAACCAAAUAACAGUGUUCUGGCAGCAUUAAUCAGCUGCUUCAUGCCAUAUUUUAAAUGAACAUUUUAACACGUUUAGAUCAUUUUCAAAAUACACACUUCGGUUCAAAACACAAACGUUGCGAUAAAUAUGUUUUGUUUGUGACCUUAUUUUAUCCCUUUUUAAAGUCCUGUGUUCACAGUAUUUCAUCUGGGAUGAUGCCUAUAAACACAAAGUAACUCCUAGCUUGCUUUUAUUAGUAGGACUGCAGAACAGUUAUAGUACGAAGAAUUCAGUGAAGUGCUAAAUGCAUUAACUAAGAUCAC